ACGGACGCGAGCCAUGGAGCGGACCGCGGGCAAGGAGCUCGCCCUGUCUCCGUUGCAGGACUGGGGCGAGGAGACGGAGGACGGGGCGGUGUACAGCGUUUCUCUGCGGCGCCAGCGCAGUCAGCGGGGGAGCCCGGCGCAGGGGCUGGGGGGCGGCCAGACCCCCAGCUCCGCGGUCCCCGACACCUUCCUGCAUUACCGCACCAGCAAGGUGCGCGCGCUGCGGGCGGCGCAGCUGGAGCGACUGGUGCGCGAAUUGGUGUCUGGAGACCACGAGCAGGACCCCGGCUUCGUGCCCGCCUUCCUGGCAACCCACCGGGCCUUCGUGCCCACCUCCCGCCUGCUGGGCCUCCUCCUGCCGCCGCCGCCACCACCGAGGCCAAAUCUCAGGGAAGAAAGAAAGCCAGAGGCAGACGGCGACCCGACUUUCAAUAAGAACCUGAGGGCUGUGGUGUCAGUGCUGGGGUCCUGGCUCCGGGACCACCCUUCGGAUUUCUGGGACCCCCCUGCCUACUCGAACCUCGGCAGCAUCUGCACCUUUCUGGACUGGGCGGCCCCAGGGGGCCCCGAGGCCCAGGAGGCGGAGAAGCUGCGGCGAGAUUUCCUGGAAGCGGCCGAACCCAAGAAUGACCUGCAGCCUCUUCACCAGGCCUGGGGUGCAGGACCUCAGGGUGCUGCCCAGACCCCAACUUCAGACAACCAGGAAGGCUGCCUGGAGGAGGAGGAUGAACUGGUACGGGAAGGCCCUGAGCUCCUGGACUUCAGUGUGGACGAAGUGGCCGAGCAGUUGACCCUGCUGGACGUGGAGCUCUUCUCGCGCGUGCGGCCCUGGGAGUGCCUGGGCUCCGUGUGGUCGCAACGGGACCGGCCCGGCGCUGCGGGCACCGCCCCCACGGUGCGCGCCACAGUGACGCAGUUCAACACGGUAACGGGCUGCGUGCUGGGCUCGGUACUCGGAGAGCCGGGCCUGGCUGCCCCCCAGAGGGCUCAGCGGCUGGAGAAAUGGAUCCGCAUCGCACAGCGCUGCCGGGAGCUUCGCAAUUUCUCCUCGCUGAGGGCCAUCCUCUCGGCACUGCAGUCCAACCCCAUCUACCGGCUCAAACGCAGCUGGGGGGCCGUGAGCCGGGAACCUUUAUCCACCUUCAGGAAACUCUCGCAGAUUUUCUCAGAUGAGGACAACCACCUGAGCAGCCGGGAGAUUCUCUCCCAGGAGGAAGCUUCUGAGGGACCCCAAGAUGAAGACACCCCCUCAGGAAGCCCGACCUCAACACCGCCACCCGGCCCUGUGCCCUACCUUGGCACCUUUCUUACGGACCUGGUCAUGCUGGACACAGCCCUGCCGGACAUGCUGGAGGGGGACCUCAUCAACUUUGAGAAGCGGAGGAAGGAAUGGGAGGUGCUGGCCCGAAUCCAGCAGCUGCAGAGACGCUGUGACCGAUAUUGCCUGAGCCCGCGGCCGCCCGUGCUAGCCGCCCUGCGUGCCCAGCGCCAGCUCAGCGAGGAGCAGAGCUACCGAGUCUCCCGGGUCAUCGAGCCCCCCGCCGCCUCCUGCCCCAGCUCCCCACGCGUCCGGCGGCGGAUCAGCCUCACCAAGCGCCUCAGUGCGAAGUUGUCUCGAGAGCGAGGCUCCUCCCCCAGUGGGAGUCCUGGAGAGCCCUCCUCCCCGACCUCCAGUCUGCCUCCAGGUUCCCCCCCUUCCAGUCCGAGAAACAGGGACCCCCCUCCUGGAAGCCCCCCAGCCUCUCCUGGACCUCAGCAACUUACCACUAAGCUGCCUCCAUGCCCGGAUGCGGCUAGUGCCCGGUCACCAAGUGGCCCGCUUCUCUCACUCCUGGGGCAGCCAGGCUCCGAGGCGCGAAUCAUCCGUGUCAGCAUUGACAAUGACCACGGGAACCUGUACCGAAGCAUCUUGCUCACCAGCCAGGACAAGACCCCCAGCGUGGUGCAGCGGGCUCUGCAGAAGCACAGCGUGGCCCAGCCCAGGCCUCAAGACUAUCAGCUUUUCCAGGUCCUUCCUGGGGACAAGGAGCUCCUGAUUCCGGACAACGCCAACGUCUUCUAUGCCAUGAGUCCAGCCGCACCCGGUGACUUUCUGCUACGGCGGAGAGGGGGUGCCAGGUCCACUCCCCCCAUUCCCCCAACCUGA
This is a messenger RNA of Sorex fumeus (smoky shrew), 2146 nucleotides long. RefSeq names its product ral guanine nucleotide dissociation stimulator like 3 (gene RGL3). NCBI's taxonomy places the organism in Eukaryota, Metazoa, Chordata, Mammalia, Eulipotyphla, Soricidae. The transcript has 19 exons. Gene Ontology annotation, biological process: Ras protein signal transduction; positive regulation of GTPase activity. Bases 14 to 2146 code for a protein of 710 amino acids. Gene Ontology annotation, molecular function: guanyl-nucleotide exchange factor activity. The record is from RefSeq and is a predicted model, not a curated record. Gene Ontology annotation, cellular component: plasma membrane.